Molecule: messenger RNA, 621 nt
Organism: Ipomoea nil (Japanese morning glory)
Lineage: Eukaryota; Viridiplantae; Streptophyta; Magnoliopsida; Solanales; Convolvulaceae
Exons: 1
Coding region: 1-621 (206 amino acids)
Source: RefSeq, a predicted model, not a curated record
AUGAAGAAGCUUUACAGAAAAGGCACAGUUUUCCCAUCUCCACCGCUGGUUUCAGACCAGCUAGCUUUCUUGCCAGCCGCAAUCUUCACCCUCACACUAGCCCUCUCCCAGGAAGAUAGACAAGUCUUGGCUUAUCUCCUAUCUUGCCCUUCUGGAAACUUCUCCACCGCUACCCACCACCACCACAAAAACUCAUCCUCCGGUAAGGGCGGCGGCGGCGCUCACCAUCCGCCGUCCUUCAACUGUUUCUGCUUUAACUGCUACCGGAGUUACUGGGCGAGGUGGGACUCCUCCCCCAACCGUCAACUCAUAGAUGAGAUUAUAGAAGCCUAUGAAGAUGGGUUGCAGAGCAAGAAAGAGAAGAGCAGGAGAGAAAGAAGGAAGAGUAAUAAAGGGUCUGUUAGUAGUAGUAGUAGUAGUAGUAGUUCAGGUGAAGUGAUGAGAAAGUCUGAGGUGAUGAUGAUGAGUUUGAAUAAGGAUGAUUCCGGUGAGGCAGACGGCGCGGCGGCGGCGGCGCUACCCAGUCACUCCGGCGAGGGAGAGGAGGAGGGAGGUGAAAAAGGGUCAGUGAGGAGGCUUGUGAGUUUUCUUGGAGAGAAGAUUUGGAGUGUUUGGAGCUGA